CCUUUGGGUUUAACAGUAGGAACAACUUCCACUCAACUGCUGUCCAUCCUGGCAACAACACGACUCUCACUCUACACAACAACAUUUUCCGCAUCAUGUCACCACCCGCAAACGGACUCAUCGCCUCCAUACAAAGCUUCCAUCGACACCUUGUCACCACGACUCUACGAUCAGCCAAACUCAUCGGGUAUGUGGAGGAAUGGUUCAUGUUACGGUGUAUAUAACCUUCAGGACCCAACGGUUAGAAAGGUCGCCUUUUUGUAUUGCUGCAGGGCCGCGACAGUUCAUAUCCACACGCAACCGACACGGCUGCGAGAUGGUCUCCAUUAUCCUCUUCGCCAUCCUCCUGUACGUUCUAUACCUCAAGGUCGCGCACAUGGUUCUUCAGGCCCGGUUCAACAUAGCUUCACGACAGCCUCAGGAUGUUGGUCAGUCAUCAUCUGUUAGGUUCGGUGGUAAGAUCGAUAUCGGUACUCUGAUGGCCAUCGAGUGCCUGCGGUAUUAUGGCGCUGAGUACUUCUUUUUGGUGGGGUUAGUUAUGUCUGUGGCUCUUGUUCGAGACCAGCGCCUUUUUUGGCUUUGACUUAUUCAUGAAGGCGCUCAGCAACUUGAUUUGACGUAUUUACGUGAUGCGACUGGGUCAUUUAGAUGGACUUCCUGGCACCUAUGCUAGAUUUAUCGGCGAUAUGCACAGUAGGAUUGCUUUG
This is a messenger RNA of Macroventuria anomochaeta, 707 nucleotides long. RefSeq lists its product as uncharacterized. Lineage: Eukaryota; Fungi; Ascomycota; Dothideomycetes; Pleosporales; Didymellaceae. The transcript has a single exon. The record is from RefSeq and is a predicted model, not a curated record. Bases 200 to 583 code for a protein of 127 amino acids.